Molecule: messenger RNA, 2160 nt
Organism: Hippocampus comes (tiger tail seahorse)
Lineage: Eukaryota; Metazoa; Chordata; Actinopteri; Syngnathiformes; Syngnathidae
Gene: rft1
Product: RFT1 homolog
Exons: 11
Coding region: 176-1675 (499 amino acids)
Biological process (GO): glycolipid translocation; dolichol-linked oligosaccharide biosynthetic process
Cellular component (GO): endoplasmic reticulum membrane
Source: RefSeq, a predicted model, not a curated record
ACGUAACUUCUAUACCAAUGUGUACGGAAGUGGGAAAUGGAAUCACCACGCUAAAUUCGUGUCAUGUGUACUCAGAAUCCUUCUUUUAACGCGGUGGAGAGAAAUGAAUUCUGUUUUUAAUGUCGAAAAUCAUAAUUAAACAUAGAAUUUCAAGCGGGGGCAAAACAAUUCCAGAAUGAGCUCUCAGGACGUACUUAAAAACGCGUCCACUCUCGCGUCGUACAAUGUGCUGCUACAGGUGAUGUUCCGCGUGCUCACCUUCUUAUUGAACGCGUUCACCCUGCGUUUUGUAUCCAAAGAGCUGAUUGGAGUGGUGAAUGUAAGGCUUACACUGCUGUACUCGACGUUAGUAUUUUUGUCUCGAGAGGCCUUUCGAAGAGCCUGUCUGAGUGGAUCUACUGACGGGAAGCGCAACUGGAGGCAGCUCAUCAACCUGCUAUGGCUGACGUUGCCUCUGGGUGUGCUGUGGGGAGCCCUGUUAGCCGCUGUGUGGCUAUGGCUCCUGGAGGUGCCAGAUCCUCAAUCAGUUCCUUUUUACGGCCCCGCCGUGCUGCUGUUCGGACUAGCUGGGGUGCAGGAGCUCCUGGCCGAGCCCCUCUGGGUGCUGGCCCAAGUGCACAUGUUUGUGAAACUAAAGGUGGUCGCUGAGAGCUUGGCUAUGUUGGCUAAGUGCAGCGUGACGGUGGUGUUGGUGAUGUCUGCCCGGGAGUGGGGCCUUUACAUCUUCUCUGCUGCUCAUCUGGUGUACACAGGAGUCUUGGUGCUGUGCUAUGCGGUUUACUUUCUUCAUUUCUUGCCGUCCAAAGAGGCAAUUGAGAGCAAUUUCCCCCUGCGCAAUAUUAGAGAUCUGAUGCCUCACAAAGCUCAUGGAGAGCCGCUGGUGGACUGGACCGUGGCCCGUCUUACCUGGAGCUUCUUCAAGCAGUCGUUCCUCAAGCAGAUCCUGACUGAAGGGGAGCGCUACGUCAUGACCUUCCUGAACGUCCUGAGCUUCGGCGACCAGGGCGUUUAUGACAUCGUCAACAAUCUGGGCUCCAUGGUGGCGCGCUUCAUCUUCCUGCCAAUCGAGGAGAGCUUCUACAUCUUCUUUGCCAAAGUGCUGGAGCGAGGCCGUGAUGUGAAAAGCCAGAAACAGGAAGACGUUGGUGUCGCAGCAGAUGUGCUACAAUGCCUGCUCAAACUGGUGCUGGUGAUUGGACUCAUUAUCGCGGUCUUUGGGUACGCCUACUCAGAACUGGCCCUGGAUAUUUAUGGUGGAUCUCUGCUGAGCAGUGGGGCAGGUCCAUCCCUGCUGCGAUAUUACAGCUGCUACGUCCUCCUGCUGGCUGUAAAUGGAGUGACCGAGUGUUUUGUGUUUGCUGCAAUGAGCCAAGAGGAGGUUGACAAGUACAACUUGGUGAUGCUGGCCCUGUCUGCGUCCUUCCUCUUCCUGUCCUACAUGCUGACGUGGUGGGCUGGUGGCGUGGGCUUCAUUCUGGCCAACUGCUUGAACAUGGCCCUCCGCAUCACGCACAGCGUCCUGUACAUUCGCCGCUACUUCCUGUCCAGUCAGUGGAAACCAUUGCGGGGCCUGCUGCCCUCGCUGCCGCUGUGCCUGGUGCUCGGUGUCAGUGCAGCCGUCACGGUUGUCAGUGAGAUUGCUUUUUGCUGCGACGGCGGUUGGCUCCUGAGGUAACCUUCCGUUGCAUGAGACGUGCAGUGGAUAUCAAACAUCUACACAUCCCUGUUGAAAUGUCAGAUUUUCACUUUAUUUGGUCAAGAUUUUUUAUUCCCUUUUCACUAAAAUUUCCGAGCAACCCUUGGGCUCAAGAGUUUUUGUCGUGUUUUUUUUUAAUUUUAUAAGAUCAUGUAUUUUCUUCCUUGACUUUUCACCAGGAAAACCAGAAGCGAGUGUUUUUUUUUUUUGGUUUUGCAGAACCACAAACUGCUAAACUACAAGCUGUGCUUCUUCCACACUUACAACUGAAGGAAGCGUCCGUCAGGGUUGGAUAAUGAUGUCAUUAUGAGGAAUGAGCAGUAAAGUACUGCAAGCGAUUUGCUUUUUGGUCUUUUUUUUGUCAGUUUGAAACUGGGAUUAAUUUGCACACACAUAAACUGUGGGAGGAGGAUAACUAAGUCAUUUAUGAAUUUUUUUGUAUUCAACCACUCAAAAUGUCACUG